This is a messenger RNA of Chelmon rostratus (copperband butterflyfish), 1467 nucleotides long. Its product is annotated as hairy/enhancer-of-split related with YRPW motif protein 1-like. NCBI's taxonomy places the organism in Eukaryota, Metazoa, Chordata, Actinopteri, Chaetodontiformes, Chaetodontidae. The record is from RefSeq and is a predicted model, not a curated record. Gene Ontology annotation, molecular function: DNA-binding transcription factor activity, RNA polymerase II-specific; RNA polymerase II cis-regulatory region sequence-specific DNA binding; protein dimerization activity. The coding region runs from base 60 to 995 and encodes 311 amino acids. Gene Ontology annotation, cellular component: nucleus. Gene Ontology annotation, biological process: regulation of neurogenesis; regulation of transcription by RNA polymerase II; circulatory system development. The transcript is spliced from 5 exons.
GUGCGCCGCUGGAGCUUUUCACUGCGAGGACUGUCUGUCGCUGUCGGCCUGGAGGCAACAUGAAGCGAAGCCACAACUACAGCUCAUCGGAGAGCGACCUGGACGACAAUGUUGAGGUGGAGAAGGAUAGCGGCGACGAGAAUGGUCAACUUGAUUCCCACGGCUCGAUGUCACCCUCCACCACCACCCAGGUUCAAGCCAGAAAAAGGCGCAGAGGGAUAAUUGAGAAACGGAGACGUGACCGAAUCAAUAACAGUCUGUCAGAGUUGAGAAGAUUGGUGCCAAGUGCUUUUGAGAAGCAGGGAUCUGCUAAAUUGGAAAAAGCAGAAAUUUUACAAAUGACUGUGGACCAUUUGAAGAUGCUUCAUGCGUCUGGUGGCAAAGGUUACUUUGAGGCUCAUGCUCUUGCUAAGGAUUACCGCAGCCUGGGCUUCAGGGAGUGUCUGGCAGAGACGGCCCGCUACCUGAGCAUCGUAGAGGGUCGGGAGAGCACGGACCCCCUCCGUAUACGUUUGGUGUCCCACCUCAGCAACUACGCCUCUCAGAGGGAGGUGCACUCUGGACUGGAACACUUAGCCUGGGGCUCUGCUUAUGGGACUGCCCCUGCCCAUCUCCCCCACCCCCUUCUCCUGCAACACCCCCAGGGCAGGACACCUGCAUCCAGAAGCAACAGUAGCCCACCCUCCUCCUCCUCUGCUUCCUCUACAUCUUCCUCCUCCUCCUCCACUGAGGCAUCUGGGACAUCCAGACUCAGUGUCAUGCCCCCGUCAGAGUCCCUCAGGGUACCUACCAACGGCUCGUUGUCCCUCAGUCUUCCUGUGCCAACAUCCAAGCUAUCACCACCGCUCCUCUCAUCCCUCUCCUCGUUGUCAGCAUUCCCCCUCUCCUUCGGUGCCUUCCCUCUGGUCUCCCCAUCGGCCCUCGGCACAGUGAGCCCCUCCUCCACUCUGUCAAAGCCUUACAGGCCGUGGGGUACGGAGAUUGGGGCCUUCUGAAGCUAACAACUGGACUGAAGGCAACAGCUGAGCUGUGCCCACCACCACAGACGAGGCAGGACAACCUGCCUAGUCUGUCUUUAUAGCAAUAAAACACAGGGGAGCAAAGUAAACUGAUUUUAUUUUAUUAAGUAUAAAAAAUAUGUAAGAAAGGUUGCUGAAAGAUGUCGUUUCCUCUCAAUCUCAAAAAAGGAAUUCAAAUGAUUUUAUGUUAUUCGUUGAAAUUGAGAACUAAUUUAGAUACCAUGCACUGACAUAUGACAUGCCAUGGAUAGAUUUACUGUCAGCACAAAUGUAGAGGUAAUAUUUUGUAGGCCACAUACCGAAACUUCUACAUUUGUUGAGCAUGGAUUUGUGUAUUUAACAUAAUGUAGAUUUGCAUAAUUCGGUCUGCUCCUGUGGUGGUAUCAGAACUCCUGGAAAGGAAUAUGCAUUCUAUAUGUGCCAUUGUUGGAAAACUAACCACUUGAGA